Messenger RNA from Hyaena hyaena (striped hyena), 2504 nucleotides. It is a transcript of the gene SCAMP2, whose product is annotated as secretory carrier membrane protein 2. The coding region runs from base 114 to 1103 and encodes 329 amino acids. Gene Ontology annotation, biological process: protein transport. The transcript is spliced from 9 exons. The record is from RefSeq and is a predicted model, not a curated record. Gene Ontology annotation, cellular component: recycling endosome membrane; trans-Golgi network membrane. Lineage: Eukaryota; Metazoa; Chordata; Mammalia; Carnivora; Hyaenidae.
UAGUACUGCUGCUUCGCUCCCGGAAGUGGAGGGUUGGUACGGAGAGAGCCGCUGGGUCUGGGUGCCCGGAGGCAGAAGCGCUCGCGGAGCUCGCCACUCAGGCCCCGACCGCCAUGUCGUCCUUCGACACCAAUCCCUUCGCAGACCCAAUGGACGUAAACCCCUUCCAGGACCCCUCUGUGACCCAGCUGACCAAUGCCCCACAAGGUGGCCUGGCUGAAUUCAACCCCUUCUCAGAGACAAAUGCAGCCACGACAGUUCCUGUCACACAGCUCCCUGCGCCCUCGCAGCCGGCGGUUCUCCAGCCCUCAGUGGAGCCAACCCAGCCAACCCCCCAGGCCGUGGCCUCCGCAGCCCAGGCAAGCCUGCUCCGGCAGCAGGAAGAACUGGACAGGAAAGCAGCCGAGCUGGAGCGCAAGGAACGGGAGCUGCAGAACACCGUGGCCAGCCUACAUGUGAGAGAGAACAACUGGCCGCCCCUGCCCUUCUGGUGCCCUGUCAAGCCCUGCUUCUAUCAGGAUUUCUCGGUAGAGAUCCCUGCUGACUACCAGCGGAUAUGCAAGAUGCUCUACUAUCUCUGGAUGCUGCACUCGGUGACUCUGUUUCUGAACCUGCUUGCCUGCCUGGCCUGGUUCUUAGUCGACAGCAGCAACGGAGUGAACUUUGGCCUGUCGAUCCUGUGGUUUAUCAUCUUCACCCCCUGUGCCUUCUUGUGUUGGUACCGGCCCAUCUAUAAAGCCUUCCGGUCCGACAAUUCUUUCAGCUUCUUUGUAUUCUUCUUCGUAUUUUUUUGUCAAAUAGGGAUCUACAUCAUCCAGUUGGUUGGCAUCCCUGGCCUGGGGGACAGUGGUUGGAUUGCAGCCCUGUCCACACUGAAGGAAGACCACUUGGCUGUGUCGAUCAUCAUGAUGGUGGUGGCUGGCUUCUUCACCCUGUGCGCCGUGCUCUCCCUCUUCCUUCUGAAGCGGGUGCACUCCCUGUACCGCCGGACCGGGGCCAGCUUCCAGCAGGCCCAGGAGGAGUUUUCCCAGGGCAUCUUCAGCAACAGGACCUUCCGCAGCGCUGCCUCCAGUGCAGCCCGAGGAGCCUUCCAGGGGAACUAGGCUCCCGACCGUCCUUCCUCUGCCCCAGCCUUUCCUCUUUGCCUGCCUUUUAGCUGCACUUUCCGUGGGUGCCUUAAACAGUGGUUAUGCCCAGCACAGACCGGGGGAGGGGCUUGCCGGGUGCUUCCUCCUUCCUCAGGCAACCAGCUCUCCCUUCUGCCCGAGGGAAGGGGGGGAGGGAUUGGGACUUAUUUUUUACAUAAGAGAAAAGAAAAAAAAAAGCCAUCUUUCCUUCUCUGGUGGUGGUUUGGUGGGAUUCGGAGCGCUGGGGCUAAAUUCGCUUCCCCGUACCCACGUGCACAGGCACACACGUGUACGUACUUGGGAUCAUCAGCUGACCCGGGCCCAUCCCAGCUGGAGUUUUGCUUCUGCCAGGGUCCUGGGACUCCACUCCUCCCCCAGCAGGCCUGGCGCAAAUCUCAGACCAAGCCUGUGGCUUCCACAGUCCUUCCUUUCCUUCGCUCCCAGGCUGGGGUAGCCUCCCAAGGGCUGCCGUUUAGGUGAACUGCAGUCCUUUGGAUGGCAGGCAGGCUAUGUUCCCCAGAUCACUCUAGGGUGGUCUCUGGGCUUCCAGAGCCUCUGGCGUGGUCGCCCCAGGCUCUUCCCUGCCUUAAAGUUUCUAACAGAUUCGUAGACCUUUAGUGCCCCCUGCACCAUCCUGGUAUGGGCAGCACCUGUGCCCUUGGGGCCCUCUCUGAGCCCUUCCCUCUUUAGACUUACUGAAUGUGCAAUGGGAUUGUUGGGAUUUGGGGCAGCGGGGAGGGAUAGAAGACAUUGACCCCAAGUUGUCUUGCCCAGCCUUUGGCGGUUUUCUGGGAGGGUGGAGUCUGAUUGUCUUGGUGUGGUUUGGCCCUGUUUGUUUUUCUUUCCUCUUCUCCUAAGGGACAGCAGUCCUUUACCGUGGCCUCAGAUCCUACCCCACUCUGCCUUCUCGUAUUAGCAAUAUCGCGUUUGUAUGACUCUUAGAGAGGCAGGAAGAAUCAGUCCAGAACUGCAUCUUCCAGGCUGGACUAAUGAGCCAUUUUUCUGAGGGCUCUGGGCUCCAUACCCCAAGUAGAACCUAGGUCACCUUUCAGUGUUCCUGGGGAUGCCUCAGGUGUGUCAGUGCGAUGGGCACCUGGGAGUCCACAGGUAAAACCCGCACCCUGCCCUCCAAAGGCUAGAGGAGUGGGUGUGUGGACUGAGGAGACUUCUCAAAAUGCUGGCCAAUUGCCUGCCUCUGGGAUCCCGGGCCCCACCCCGAGGCAGCCUACAGACUGUCAGCCCACCAGCCCCAGAGCCACUGAAUGAUAGUGGCAGUGACCAAGGUUUUGUAAACUUUCUGGUGUUUUUUCUUCAUGUAUAAAUGUAUAUGUAAUGUCUCAAUUUUUGUGCUUUAAAUAAAAACAUUUUCAAACAACA